Brassica oleracea var. oleracea is the source of this 1440-nucleotide messenger RNA. RefSeq lists its product as uncharacterized. Lineage: Eukaryota; Viridiplantae; Streptophyta; Magnoliopsida; Brassicales; Brassicaceae. The transcript is spliced from 5 exons. Gene Ontology annotation, cellular component: peroxisome. Gene Ontology annotation, biological process: regulation of gene expression. The coding region runs from base 629 to 1282 and encodes 217 amino acids. The record is from RefSeq and is a predicted model, not a curated record.
UUAAAAAACAUUCGAGGCGCACAGCUAGAUAGAUCUCGGCAGCGACUAGCGCAGUCAUAAAAAAAAAAAAGGAAAACAAACGCUCUCGAGAAAGUUCUUCGAUCCUCUCAUCGUGGGAACCAUGGGCGAAGAAGGCGAGAUCAACGAGUUUUUUUCCGAGAAUACGGCAAUGGUGUUCUGGAACAUGGAUGACUACCCAAUACCUGCUGCUGGUAUCGAUGAUCUUGGUUUUAUUCGUACUAAUAUCGAAGAAGUUCUUCAUCGAAUGGGCUUUCAUGGAUAUAAGGAAAUCGAUGUGUAUUGUAAGCGAAUCCAGAGCGACGUACAACAAGAGUUGAGCGAGGCCAGAAUCUUUUACUUACCCUCAAGUACAAGAAUUUACAUAACUACUGGUGGUAACAAAGCGGCUCCUGUGGAUAUGACUUCCUUUUUGGUUCAUUCCGCACUAACUAUUUCUGGACCAAAUGGUCCACUCGAUUUAGUGGUGAUCGCAAAGGCAACUCCGAAAGGGUAGUUAGAUAGGGUUAUCAAGUGUUUGGAAUCGAGGGGUCACACUAUUCUCUUAAUUGAUACGACUGCUAUCAGAGGAUCUUUCUUUAAUGUAGAAUCUCUACUUGGUUGUGCACGUAUGUUACGUCCUCGUCCUCCUACUCGUAGCGAUCUCUCUGAGGGCGAAGAAGAGAUUGAAGAAGAUUCUUCCGAGGGUGAAGAAGAGUUUGAAGAAGAUCCCUCCUAUGUUCGCUACUCCUCCAAGAAUGUAGAUUUCCGCGAGCCUAUAAGACCCGUCAAAGAGAAUAGGACAGGCGUCUUCUGGGAGGCUGAAGAUUUCCCAUUCCCUCCUUUUUCCUCUCCUGAUGAGAUCUAUGGCAAAAUCAAAUCAGCUCUUUGGGAAAGAGGUUUUACCAAUAAGCUUUCAAUCUGGGUCUAUCUUGAUGAUAACAAGAAGGGGACUUGGAGGGAUGUCCUUCUGGGUGACAAGGUGUGGGCUUCCAGAAUCUACUUUCUCCCCGGAGGGGAUAAAGCCUCGAGACGUAUUAGAAUGGCAAAUGACAUUUUUUUUUGGGCAAGGGACUUUCCUUAUAAAAGAUCUAAAGGAAUUGUGUUCCUCUUCUCAGAUCAAUUCAAAGAUGAUGCCGAGUACACCGAAAUGCUUCAAAAUCUCGUGAGCGUAAGUUGCUAUGUUCGCUCAAUAAUUCCCACUCAGGACAGCAACAAACCAGAAAGUCCUAAUUGGCCAGGAUUGCUAAUAGAUGGAGGAGGAGGAUACUGGGUUGAUUACUAGUUGGCUUGGGUCUUGCAGCUCCGUUUGGUUUCUAAUUUACUUUGGUACUAGUCUUUCAUCAUUUCAUCAAGUGUCCCUCCAUAAACAUUAUAUGUGGUACCUAUUUGAUAUUUCUUUGUAUGUGUUUUUUUAAUAAGAUAUUAUGUGUUCCCAGUUCC